Molecule: messenger RNA, 408 nt
Organism: Ectocarpus siliculosus
Lineage: Eukaryota; Phaeophyceae; Ectocarpales; Ectocarpaceae
Source: the annotation of a GenBank genome assembly
AUGAAGGCUGUGUGGGAGACCUGGGCCGUCGCGAUCUACUGCUUUUUUUUCGUGGCCCCUUUCCUCCACGUCGUGUACGACGCACUGGAAAAAUGGAUACCCGCCGACAAGAGCCAGGCUAACGCCAUCGCCCAAGUGACCAUUGAUAGUUUGGUAGUAGAAACCUUCUUGGGGCUAACUUUUAUAGUGAUGGUGGGGUUCCUAGAGGGCGAGACAUGGGAAGAGGAUAUCGUCCCCACGAUCAAGUCCGACUACCUGACCCUAGUAGUGUGGCUAAUGGUGACCAAUAUGGUCAUGGGCCCGGCCCAGGUGUACUUGUUCGUGCACUUCCCGCUGAAAUGGCGGGUCUUAAUCGCUGACGGGAAAGGCCUCCUGUGGAAUUUCAUCGCGUGCUUCAUUGUCGAGUGA